AUGACUGAAACCGGUCGAGAUCAGAUGGAAAACCGCGUGGAAUCGUUUGAAGAUGCAUCUCGAUGUGGCCUUCCAAGGUGCCUGAAGAUGGGGCGAGCUCUGGCUCACAUCGAGGGGUGCAAGGAGACUAACAAAGGUUGCCAGAUCUGCAAACAGCUGAUAACUCCUUCUUGUUCCAAUGGUGAAGGCUGCCAGAUAAAGUAUGGAAUGUCUCACUGGAACAGCAUUAAGCGCAAGCUGAAGCAAGAUCAAGCACUAGCACACAAACAGAAAGGGGCACCAAAGAGGCGACGUAUAGAAUUCUCGGAAUCUGGAACCUCUGGCAGUUCCGGAUCCUCUAGUCAUGGUUACAGAUCCCCCAAUGCCAUGUCCCUUGUCAGAGGACAUACAGAGGCCGUGAGUAUGGCUGAGGGAGACAUGGACAUGGUUUCUCGUGAUCGGCUGAAUGCAAACUCUCCUAUCCCUAAUGUUACCUUGCAACCUCUCAUGGUUGCUCAAUCUCCAGCACCCAACAUCCAACCACUACAAAACAUGGGACAGGAUGUUGGAGGUGAUCUAGAUGAUGAGAUGGAUUUAGGAGUACCCAAAAACCAUGACUUCAUCUCCCAUGUCCAAGAUCCACAGAGCAGUCCAUAUGCUAAGAAAGUGAUCUCGUCCAUGAAUCCUCUUUAUCGCGGUCCCUUGGCUGGAAAUCCUACGACGGGGAAACCACCCACGUCUGCCUCACAGCAGCAACAGAAGCAGUACUCACAGACAAUGUCAGCACAAGUUCCUGCCGAUGAGUCCCAGGUGCUUGAGCAAAGAAUGCAUGAGCGGCCACCACUCACCGCUGAGUGCAUGGAAUCUGGGCAAUCUCUGCGAGAACAAAGGGAAAAGCAGCCUCAGUGUGCUGAUCCGGAAAAGCGGAAGUUGGUUCGACAGCAAUUGGAACUCAUCCUUUGCGCCCUAAAAUGCCAAAGACAAAAGAACCAGAUCAACGAAGAUGUGUUUCAGCAACGUGGGAAGCAAUUCCAAGGCCUGCAGGAAACUCAGGGUGCUGUUGGACAAUCCCAGGAGCCUCAAUGGCAUAUGGCACAAAGACUUCCUGGAAUUACAGAUAUGACUCAGGCCCAAAAUGAGCAUAUCGAUUUUCGGCAGCAACAAGAGCAACCAUAUGGACUGGCACAAGUCACAGCUACUUCCAUGCAUGGUUCAAAGAAAUGGCAGGAGAGUGUUUCCCUUGAACUCAGGAAUCAUAUCGUCAAGAAAGUACUGAGAGCGAUCUUCCCCACCAAAGAUCAGAUUGUGGUGCACGACAGACGCAUGCAGAUUCUAGUCACCUACGCGCAGAAGGUGGAAAGAAACGCCCAUGAGAGGGCCAACUCAAGAGCGGAGUAUUUUCUCUUGCUGGCAGAGAAAAUAUACAAAAUUCAGACAGACUUGGAGAAGAGGCGACAGAGGAGACAGGGCGGUCAUGAGGUGAAUGGGUCUCAAGGACAACAACAGCCUCGAGAAGAAGGAGUCCAUCAACUGGGUGAGUCUGAUCUGCAGAAAUAUUCAAUACAUUCCAUUGGUGACCUGCUGCAUUUACCCUGA
Darwinula stevensoni is the source of this 1575-nucleotide messenger RNA. The record is from the annotation of a GenBank genome assembly. Lineage: Eukaryota; Metazoa; Arthropoda; Ostracoda; Podocopida; Darwinulidae.